AUGGACUUCGCUUACGAUCACAUUCAGGAGUCGACUUUUCCCGAGGAUAACAGCGAGUCCUCAUCCGCCGACAAGAGGCCUGCUCAGCAGUUGAGUCUGAAUGCCGACCUCCAGGAUGCCUACCGUGCCUUCUCCUCCAGCCCUUGGGGCGCUCGGAUUGGGGGCUUCUUUGGCAGCGUAGUGAAGCAGGGCGAAUCCGUCUACCAUGAAGCCCAAAAGGAGCUCUCAGCCGUGGGCCAGGACGCGACCCGUGGUCUCAGCGAUCUGCGCCAAUCAAUCAUCAAUCGCACACGAUCACUCUCCCUGAAUACCUCGGCGGCCGCUGGCGGGUCCUCCUCGGAACGAACACGGGAAGAUGGGGGCGAGAACACCGAGACGACGCCCACAACGGCCAGGGAGAUGUCCUCGGAGGAUGCAAUCAAGGAGUCCGAGACAGUGCUGUCCCGCCUUCGGGACGAAGCUGCUAAGCGAUUAAAGGACCUCCAAAAGGCCGAGGACGCGGCGGACGAGGCGCUGCUGAGAUUCGGAAGCAAUUUACGGGAUUUCUUCCGCGAUGCGAUCAAGAUUGCGCCACCCAAUAGCGACCAGUCAGAUGACCAGGGCAGCACAGUACUGUUUGAGAGCAAGGAUGCACAUGGAAAGAGGGUGAUUCACACCUCCCGCUUCGACGCGCAGCUGCAUGUGAUUCACACCACCACCGACAAUUUCAUGAAGGACGGUUCCGGAGCUGAAUUUGAGGCUUGGGCAAAGGAUUUUGACAUCGAGAAGAAGACCGAGGACAUCAGCGCCGACCUUGCCAAGUAUCCCCAGCUAAGAACGACGAUGGAGAAGCUUGUGCCCGACCAAGUCCCUUACGCAGACUUUUGGAAGAGAUAUUACUUUCUCAGGCAUGGUAUUGAGACUGCCGAAGCCCGGCGAAGAGACUUGCUUAAAGCCGCUUCCGCCGAGGAGGAAGUCGGCUGGGACGAGGAUUCGGAUGACGAGGCCCAGCCCAGCAAACCGGCAGCGGUUUCCAAUCGGCCCGGCUCCACCGAGUCCUCAACUACCAUCCAUCCGCCCGCUGCUGGCCAAGGCCUUCUAAAGCCGUCCGAGCCUCGAAAAUCCAACGACGAGAAGUCGCAGGCUGACAGCGAGGCGAGUUACGACGUUGUCGGCGCCACAUCCGGGGUUCCCAGUCAGGCGCCAAACAGCCCGAAGGAGGGUCGGAAAGUUGACGAUAGCGACGAGGAGGAAGACUGGGAGUAG
Molecule: messenger RNA, 1245 nt
Organism: Canariomyces notabilis
Lineage: Eukaryota; Fungi; Ascomycota; Sordariomycetes; Sordariales; Chaetomiaceae
Product: BSD domain-containing protein
Exons: 3
Coding region: 1-1245 (414 amino acids)
Cellular component (GO): cytoplasm
Source: RefSeq, a predicted model, not a curated record